CGCUUCGUCAAUCCCCACUUUUCCGUCUGAGCUCCCCUCACUCCUCAGUACUCAGAUUCGAUGGCUCGAAGCUAGGGGCAGCUUUGCUCCAAUCGUCAAUGGAGGCAUCCGGCGCCGAGCUGCUCACUCUCUCCGAUCUCCUCCGUCGAUCCCGCCCGCUCUCCGGCGCAGCAUCCCUCUCCUCAUCCACCAGCCGCCGGAUCCCCGUCCCGAACCCCCGCGAGGAGCCCACCACCGAAAACCCUAGCCUUACCCUGAAAAUCCUCGUCCCGUUGAACCACCCCGUCGUUCUCGUCGGGACCGUCAUCCUCCCUGUGUACGAUGAAAAAGGUCUCUCCAUUCCCUUCAAAUGCCCCAGCAGUAACAGCGCUUGCUUUAGGUUCUCGGAUGGCACUUCGACGGUCUGCUGCGACGUGCUUAACUUCGGAGUUCCGAUGUUAGGGGAGAAGAUUCGUGUCCUUGCCUUUAAUUUUAUUCCUUUCAAGCACGGAGGGGGGUUUCUGGAGAUUGUCAAAUGGAGCUUCUCUUCAUCCUCUAUGGCAGGGCUGCGUCCUUGUUCGAGUAUAGCUUCGUUUCCAUUGACUUCAGGCGCCAUCACUGCUUUUGAAGACGGUGCCAAAGCGCGUUAUAACGUUCUUGGUGCGGUCGAAUCAGUUAGUCCUGUUUUUAUCGUACCAUGUUCAAUGACGAUGGAGUCAAAUGGAAGGCAUCUUCGAGGGUUUCUAGUGGAAUUCAUGAUCUGCGGCUGCCAGUUAUGCAAAUCCAAAGUUCCUCUCAAGGAACUUGUAAAUAGUUCAUUUGAAAGUCAUUCUUACUCAGAAGCUGUGUUUGUGUACUUCUGCGGGUCUGCUUCACGUUGGCAUCCUGCGAUUACAAAGCUUAUCAGUAGUGUCGUCGUUCUUUCUGGACUGAAGAAGAAGUUGAUGUAUAUAGAGAAGGAGGAAUCUCAGUUGGUGUUCGUUGUGACAGAAAAAUCCCUCCUGCAUCUACUCGGAAUGCCCAGGAAAUGGUCGACCCAUGUCAAAACUGGCAUUAAAGGAGAAGGGGAAUGUGGUCAUUAUAGCGGUAUUGUCAGAGGGAUGUAUAUGCAAGGCAUGGUUGUUGAGCUGGAUAAGGAAGUUUGGCUCUUGCUAACUGGUCAGCAACUUAUAUUGCCCCACAGUAUAAGGAUCGGCGCUCUUAUAGCUGUGAAAAAUGCCCAUUUUGUGAGAGCAAAGUUUGCAUUCACGGAGGUGCUUAUACUUGGGCAUUGUUUUAAGAGCAGCAUAAUGGUAGGAUCUUUUUCUCCUCUCGAAACAGGGUGCCAUGUCAAGCCACAGAUGCAGAGCCUACUGGGAAUCUUCAUUGCAUCUCUUGCAUUCUCUGCUAGGCUAUGGAUGUUACUUGCUGUUUCAUGUUUCCUUAAAAAGUUUGCUGGGAUCCUACCAGAGAAGGAGAUUCUGGGUUCAAAAAGGAAGGAAGGACUAUCACAGGCGUAUGCAAGAUCAUGCUUGCCUUCAUGGGCAAUUCGUUCGCAGCAUGGAGUAUUCUUGGAGCUGUGUAAGCAUGUUUCUGCUUCCUGUAAGUGUGGUCCUCAGCCAUAUGACAGUGAGCUGAAAUUGGUUGUACCCCUCUCUACUUUUAUUCUUUACUGUGAGGCUAUGCGGUCCAAAAUGCCACAAGGAAGGGGACAAGCUUGUCAAGAAUCAGAUAAGAGUGAUAAAAGUUGCUGCCUUUGCUUUGGAGGAGGAACUCACAGUGAGUCAGUGAGGAGGAUCAUUCCCAGUCAAGAUAUUGGAAUCAUUUUGUUUGGAACUCUCAAGAUUUCUCCUGCUUCUGGGAGGUUACAGUUAUUUGAUGCCACGGGCAGUGUUGAUGUUCUUAUCCCAGAUCUGCCAUCUACUUGGAAGUCUAAUGGCAUAUAUGAGGUAAGUGAAUACAGCAUUAUUAUCGAAGGCAUGCCUCAAACAGCAUCAGGUCAUUCAAAAGAACAUCACUUCAGCUCACUUUCCUGCAAAAGCAUCUUUAAUUGCACUGCGUUGCUGAGAAAGAUGAGCAUGGGCAUCUUUGUUUACUUUCAUUUGCGGAAUGCAACAUACAGAGACUUUUCCUUCCGUUCUUGUGAUGUCCCUAAAGAUGAGCAUGAGGAACUUAGUGGAAAAUUCCACGUGCUACAGGUGGUGCACAAGUUCCCUGUUUUACAAAAGUUUCCAGGUGAUCUGGUAAUAUCAGAGAGGUCAUCUGCUUUCGUGGAGGCCAUAAUCUUACCUUGGGAUUUGUUUCUUGCUGGUAAUAAUGGUGGUGAACAUUUUUCUGAAGCAAUGAAAAGUCUGUCAAAUCACUGGGCACGGGUUUCCAGAAAGAGACAGAAAACUGAUGGAAUCUCAACAACUCUAAGUUCAGGGUCACUGGAUGACGUCAAUAACUUCAGAUCUGAUAGAAGCGCUUUCUCAAUUUCUUCCAGGGAUGGUGAAAUUGAUGGACUCAUUGACAUAAAUUCUUAUAAAAUACCAUGUUUGGCUACUGUUAGGAAUUCCAACAAAAUGGUCCUGGUUAGUUCAGGAAUCUUGUAUAGCACGAAAAGAGAAGCUAAGACUGGAAGCUGCUGCAAACCAAGUACACAGAAGAUAUUGAUGGAGUUCAAAUUCUCCAAUUUGUCUCAGUAUCAGGGUUUGCAAAUUGAUGGGUAUUACAUAGUAAAACACCACGGAAAAAAUUCCUCUUUUAGAUUUCUGGAUUCUGAUUAUGCCUGGGGAGAGAAGAUUCUGAUCACUUCAGAAACAAAGCUCCGGAGCUUGUCUAUAUUUUCAAGCGAUACUCCCCUUGAUAAUGGUUCUUCCAGUGAUGCUCCAUUGGGCAAAUCUCAUUUCAGCACCAAUGAGAUUUUUCUGGGAUAUGAGAUAAGAAUUCCUGCCAAAGCCUAUGCUGAUUAUUCUUCAGUGACCUGCUCCGAAAUUCACCUUGUAGCAUAUAAAGAUUUGUUGGGUCCCCUGGAGUUAGAUCUCAAGGAAAUACAAUGUCAAUUCACAAAGAUGAAUUAUUCUCUGGAAACGGUCAACCUUUCUCGUUGCAAUGGGACUAAUGUCUCAUUGCCUUUGUCCUCUAAAGCACCUGGUUUUGGUUUUCCUUUUCCAGAUGGAAAUCUAAUAUGCAUACGUGGGGAUGUGAUUAGUGUUCAUAAUAUCAAAAGUCAUAAGAGCCUUGUUAACAGUAAUUGUUGGGGGAAUUGGCAUGGAGAUAUUAGCAGUGUCUCUAUCCAUAUUUUGAAUGGAAAUCACACUGUAGAGAUUUUUGGUUCUUUGAGAAAACAUGCUUUUCCAAUUGGACUCGGACCAGGAGUAAAUGCAACAUUUUACAGAAUCCUCAAGCUCAGUGCGCAGAAUAGAUUCAUGCUGACACCAAUAUCAUUUAUAGAGAUAGAUUCCGUGAGAAUGGUGAAUGACCACUUUCCAUGCCAUGCUAACACGUGUUCUACAUCAGACAGCUCUAUUGUCCCAACCGUAGCUUCUUCAUGUUUAAUUUCUCAAUUGGUUCCUUGCUCAAGUUCCAAUUCAAUACAGCUCCGUUGCAGAGUCGUUGAUGUGGGCAUGCUCAUACUUGAGAGAGAUGGAAGAUCUGGUAGUCUGAAAUCAAAAUUGAAAUGCAGGGCACCUCCUCCUUUUAACAUUCCAAUUGCUGCUUUUGUAGUGGAAGAUGGGUCAUCAUCGUGUGUUUGCUGGGCUAAUGGUGAACAAGCAUCGACCUUGUUAAGGCUCUCUGAGACACUCCCAAGGACAGCGCUUGGAAGUAGCUAUUGGGCAUUGAAAUGGGUUGGGGGAGGAAACAAUACCUGUGGAUCCAGUUACUACUCUCUGGAAAGAAUUUUGAAGAAACAUGGAAGAAUUACCAUGAAAAAUUAUGGUUCAUCCAUAGAAUCUUGUCAAGAUCUUAGCUUCUCAGUCAGUUCAGAGAAUGUUCUCAGCAACUCGGAUGAGAGUCUCCUCCAAUAUGUUAUCUUUAAUGCCUGCUUGGGGGUAGACUUGACGAUAGUAGGGAAUAACAUGGAUUCGGCUGCUGUGAAAAAGUUGCAAGAACAGCACUCCUUACAUGUUGAUACGGAGUUGGAUUCCUUUCAGCAUUUAUGGGCAAGAGAAGUCCAUCGCUCCGACCCUCUUAAGGAGGCUAGAAGGACAAUUGAAGAGUUGCUAGCUGGUAAUUGCUAUGAUGAGCAGAUCUCUUGCUAGCAACACGAGGUUUUUGAUACUGUUUGCAGAGGGAGAGAAGAAUGUUCUACUUGAAAGGGUAUAGACAUACAGGCCCAAAGCCCUUUCUUGGCUUUUCUUGAGUAUGCCUGGCUCCUCUCUGGUCCUUUGUAUAGCUUUUACACAAUAUCGAAAGCAUAUUUUCUUGGAAUGGAGAUGGGGAUUAAGUGAAGCGUCUUGACUAACCACAACAGCCCAGAAGUUCCACUCCCACCUCAUUGCAGCACAGAAGAAAUUCAAGCAGACGAUUCAGAAGCCUCUAUUUAUCAAUAAUAUUAAGUAAUGACCGUUGCAGUCCUCAACAUUCAUGUGAAACAGGACCCCUCAAGAACAGAACAUAAGUGCUUAAAAUGUACUAGAGAUCCAUAUUGCACCAGUAGGAGUUCGCCUGGAGACCUGAGCUUCAGUUUACUCCCGAGAAGAGACUUCUCUGUUGAAAGGGACUGAUAAAUCUCAAGUCCUUCCUCCCACGGUGCCGAUGCCUCAGGAUCAGCAGUUGUCUGAGAACAGGCCGGGUCAUGGGUCAGUGGGCAUGUUCAUUGGAGUGUUUGUGGCAGUGGUAGUGUUAGGAGGAGUUGCAGUAUUAAUCGGAUACUUCUGCUCGGGAAAGAGGGGGGCAGGAAACAGCGAGUAUGGUACCGAUAUGGAAUGGUGGGCUGAGAGGAAGUGCGCCUCUUGCAUUGAUGGAAGAACUCUUGAUGAGGAGAUCCCUGUACCUGCCAAAGCUGAAGCAAAGAAAGAAGCAGCCUGAGAGCAAAUUCAUCCUUACCUGUUGCACAUCUACUCUUCUUUAUCAAUGGUAAUAUCUUCAUCAUGUAAUUCGAUUUCUUUGUUGGCUUCGGCCUUACGCCCAUGAUUAUGAUUACUGCUCUGGUAGUAGUAGAAUCAGGAAGCAGGGGAGUUGUUUAUGCCCGAGCAGAGGUUCGAUUAGAAUGAUGACUCCAAGUAAUUGAAUUCUGGUGUUCUAGUUGAUGGCUCUCCAUUGUCUCGACUCUCGACAGAAAAGAAGAGGCAAAAUAUCGAUGUCAGAAACUCUUUUAUCUGUUUUCUUUUUUGCACUGGAAAAUAUUGAAUCAUUAAAUUUCGACAGGUUCGAUUUGGAAUGGGAAUCUAUUAUUAGAAUUUUCUCCCUCCUGAUUUCGAAUUU
Punica granatum (pomegranate) is the source of this 5367-nucleotide messenger RNA. Lineage: Eukaryota; Viridiplantae; Streptophyta; Magnoliopsida; Myrtales; Lythraceae. The record is from RefSeq and is a predicted model, not a curated record.